GGCUGCCGCGGCCGUGGUGGUGGCCGCAGCCUCUCAGAGCAGGUGUCUGUGAAGGGAGGGCUUGCGGGUCGGAGAGGAGGCACCCUGGCCUGAGGUGAAGGCUGGGGUAGGCCCGGCCUAGGCGGCACUAUGGGAAUCCAGGGUUUCCAGGAGUUCGUGGAGAAGCGCUGCCCUGGUGCUGUGGUGCCCGUUGACCUCCUCAAGCUGGCUCGGUCGUUAGCGGGGCGGGGCGGGGCGGGACCCUCGGCCCCCUGGGUUGGCAGUAGGAGCUGGACCUUACCCUUCGCUGUCACCACCAACUUCCCAGUGUGCUUCAGGGUUGGCGUCAACAGCCGGGCUCUACCCAUCGACUUCCCAGCAUCCAAAGUGGGUGGCAUCAAUGGCUGGGCCUUACCUGCCAUUGCCAACUUCCCAGCAUGCCUCAGCACUUGGACCCUACCCAUCAAGUUCCUAGCAUGCCUCAGGGCUGGUGUCAGUGGCUGGGGCCUAUCCACUGACUUCCCAGCAUGCCUCAGGGUUGGCAGCAGCCUCUGGGGCAUACCCACCACCUUGCCAACAUGCCUCAGGAUUGGUGAUAGUGGCAGCUGGGGCUUAUCCACAGGCUUCCCACAUGCCUCAGGGUUGGCAGCAGCCUCUGGGGCAUACCCACCACCUUGCCAACAUGCCUCAGGAUUGGUGAUAGUGGCAGCUGGGGCUUAUCCACAGGCUUCCCAGCAUGCCUCAGGGUUGGCAGCAGCCUCUGGGGCAUACCCACCACCUUGCCAACAUGCCUCAGGAUUGGUGAUAGUGGCAGCUGGGGCUUAUCCACAGGCUUCCCAGCAUGCCUCAGGGUUGGCAGCAGCCUCUGGGGCAUACCCACCACCUUGCCAACAUGCCUCAGGAUUGGUGAUAGUGGCAGCUGGGGCUUAUCCACAGGCUUCCCAGCAUGCCUCAGGGUUGGCAGCAGCCUCUGGGGCAUACCCACCACCUUGCCAACAUGCCUCAGGAUUGGUGAUAGUGGCAGCUGGGGCUUAUCCACAGGCUUCCCAGCAUGCCUCAGGGUUGGCAGCAGCCUCUGGGGCAUACCCACCACCUUGCCAACAUGCCUCAGGAUUGGUGAUAGUGGCAGCUGGGGCUUAUCCACAGGCUUCCCAGCAUGCCUCAGGGUUGGCAGCAGCCUCUGGGGCAUACCCACCACCUUGCCAACAUGCCUCAGGAUUGGUGAUAGUGGCAGCUGGGGCUUAUCCACAGGCUUCCCAGCAUGCCUCAGGGUUGGCAGCAGCCUCUGGGGCAUACCCACCACCUUGCCAACAUGCCUCAGGAUUGGUGAUAGUGGCAGCUGGGGCUUAUCCACAGGCUUCCCAGCAUGCCUCAGGGUUGGCAGCAGCCUCUGGGGCAUACCCACCACCUUGCCAACAUGCCUCAGGAUUGGUGAUAGUGGCAGCUGGGGCUUAUCCACAGGCUUCCCAGCAUGCCUCAGGGUUGGCAGCAGCCUCUGGGGCAUACCCACCACCUUGCCAACAUGCCUCAGGAUUGGUGAUAGUGGCAGCUGGGGCUUAUCCACAGGCUUCCCAGCAUGCCUCAGGGUUGGCAGCAGCCUCUGGGGCAUACCCACCACCUUGCCAACAUGCCUCAGGAUUGGUGAUAGUGGCAGCUGGGGCUUAUCCACAGGCUUCCCAGCAUGCCUCAGGGUUGGCAGCAGCCUCUGGGGCAUACCCACCACCUUGCCAACAUGCCUCAGGAUUGGUGAUAGUGGCAGCUGGGGCUUAUCCACAGGCUUCCCAGCAUGCCUCAGGGUUGGCAGCAGCCUCUGGGGCAUACCCACCACCUUGCCAACAUGCCUCAGGAUUGGUGAUAGUGGCAGCUGGGGCUUAUCCACAGGCUUCCCAGCAUGCCUCAGGGUUGGCAGCAGCCUCUGGGGCAUACCCACCACCUUGCCAACAUGCCUCAGGAUUGGUGAUAGUGGCAGCUGGGGCUUAUCCACAGGCUUCCCAGCAUGCCUCAGGGUUGGCAGCAGCCUCUGGGGCAUACCCACCACCUUGCCAACAUGCCUCAGGAUUGGUGAUAGUGGCAGCUGGGGCUUAUCCACAGGCUUCCCAGCAUGCCUCAGGGUUGGCAGCAGCCUCUGGGGCAUACCCACCACCUUGCCAACAUGCCUCAGGAUUGGUGAUAGUGGCAGCUGGGGCUUAUCCACAGGCUUCCCAGCAUGCCUCAGGGUUGGCAGCAGCCUCUGGGGCAUACCCACCACCUUGCCAACAUGCCUCAGGAUUGGUGAUAGUGGCAGCUGGGGCUUAUCCACAGGCUUCCCAGCAUGCCUCAGGGUUGGCAGCAGCCUCUGGGGCAUACCCACCACCUUGCCAACAUGCCUCAGGAUUGGUGAUAGUGGCAGCUGGGGCCUAUCCACUGACUUCCCAGCAUGCCUCAGGGUUGGCAGCAGCAAGUGGGGCCUACCCACUGCCUGCCUCACAUGCCCUAGGCUUAGCAUCGACUCCCACCCGGCUACUGGUGGAUGCGGACUCAGGGCUACAGCAGCUGUAUGGCGGCUACCAGACGGACUGGAUGUGCGGGGGCCAAUGGAAUGCCAUGGUGAGCUACUUGGCGGCCUUGGCCCAGGCCUGUGCAUGCCAGGGCGGCCUGGAGCUGGUGGUGAUUUUCAAUGGAGGGUUGGGCAAGGAGUGCCUGCCUGAGUGGGGGCGGCAGGCCAAGGCUGAGCGCCAGACUGCACAGCUCAUCUCCAGCCAUGUGGCCCACAAGGGCACCCCCCCACCCCAUGCCUGGUUCCUCCCGCCUGCCUGCCUGGGCCACUGUGUCCGCCUGGCCAUGAUCCACUUCCGGGUCAAGGUCUUCCAGAGCUUGGAGGACCAUCACCAAAAGGUGGUUGCCUUCUUUCGGGAGAGUGGCUGCCAUGGGCUAAUUGCCCAUGAUGCUGAGUAUGCCCUGUGCAACAUCCCAGCCUACUACAGCUCCCAUGCCCUCAAACUUAGCUGGAAUGGCAAGAGCCUCACCACCAACCAGUUCCUCAUGCAAGAGGUUGCCAAGAAGCUGGGCCUCAAGGCCUCCAGCUUCCCUGUCUUCGCUGCGCUGCUGGGUAACCACAUCCUCCCUGAUGAGGACGUGGCUGCCUUUCACUGGAGCCUGCUGGGCCCGGACCACCCACUGGCAUCACUCAAGGUCCAUGCCCACCAGCUGGUACUGCCCCCCUGUGAUGUGGUAAUCAAGGCCAUCUCGGAGUACGUGGCCUCCCUGCCAGACCCUGCUAACCUGGACAGCAUUGGCCAGGACAUCUUCAAGCACUCCCAGUCCAGGACAGAGGACAAGAUGACACGGUUGAAGAAGGCAGUAGAAUACUACUCAGUGUGGGGCUGGGCGCCGCCCCUACCCCCUGUGCCCUCCUCCUGCCUGUGUGAGUAUGCAGGGUACCCCUGCUGGAAGCCUCCAGCCCCCCACUGCUGCCUCUUUCUGGGAGAUUCCCCCAACAGCACCUCUGUCCGUGGCACCUACUGGUGGACCCCCCAACCCUCUACCAACCCCUUUGCCGCAUGGUGUCUUCUGCUGGAAGCCCCAACUCCCCAGCCAGUGCCCCCUUCUGGAAACUGGUCCCCAGCCAGCUCCCUUGCCCCAUGGUGCCCCUGCUGGACCCCCACCAGUCCCCCUACCCGUGGCCUUGCCCUGUGGCAUAUCCUGCUAGAUCCCCCUACCCCUUGCUGUACCCCCCCAACCCCCACAUCAAGUGUCCUCUUGCUAGGAGCUCCCCCAUGCCAGCUCCCCAGUCCUGUGGUGCCCCAUGCUGCCCCCCCAGCCAGCUCCCCUGUCCCAUGGUGCCCCCUUUUGGAAGUCCCCAGCUUCCCUAUCAAUGGCUCUUCCCCUACAGCACUCCCUGCUGGUCCCCUCUUGUGGCAGCACCCUCUGUUGGAAGCCCCCACCAUCCUCCACUCAGCCAGAGCCCCCUCCAAUGUCCGCUGCUGGAAGCCCCCUCCAACCUCCUUCAGCACCCUCCUGAUGGGGGCACUCAGAGCUCUAGAUGCCUGGGUUCUCUGGGAGGGGAGUGGGGCUGGGGUGAGAGCUGGGAGCCUGGACACCUGGGUUCCCUCCCCGUUUGUGUGCAUCUCUUCUACCCCCCAGUUUGGGAAGCUACAGUACCAGGCCCCAUCCCCUACCUCCAGUUCCGCCCCCGACUCUGGCUCCACCUUCCCUUCACCCUCUCCCACACUGGGUGAGGACCCCAUUCUCAGUGGCUGGGCACUGACCUUCCACCCCAAGUGCCCCACCCCUGGCCUGGGUGCCAAAGCAUCAACCUCCUCUUCCUCUGACGGCGUUGAUGACCAUGGUGGGGCCAGCACCAACCACAUGCCAGGGGUGGGGCAGCAGGGUGGGGUUUGGGGGCCAGUGGGGGGCGAGGCUGAGCCCCCCAUCCCCUUGCUGCUGUCCAUGGCCACACGGCUCCACCUGGACCUGACAGCCCCUCCACUCCCCCCUGUGGUGCCUGAGGUCUUGCGCGUGGCCCAGCACCGACACCGGCAUGGCCUCAUGUACCCUGGCAUCUACCACCUGCUUACCAAGGGCGAGAUCAAGCUGCCUGUGUGUAUUGAGGACGAGGGUACUAUGGAGCUGCUGCCGGCUGCUGUACUCUUCCGUGCUGCCCGCCGGCACAUCUAUGGUGUCCUCUUCAGCGUGGCUGAGAGCCAGCGGAGCCCCCAGCGUCCUGGCCUGCACUGUCACGGCCCAUGUGAAGCACCACCUGUCAUUGUAAAGGAGUGGGCAGCCUACAAAGGCAAGGCCCCUCACAGUCCUGAGCUGGUGCCGGCACUGCCCGUCUGUGAGUGGACCUGCCCUAACCUGAAGCAACUGUGGCUGGGGAAGGCGGCUGAGGACCGAAGUUGACGCAUGCGUGCCUUUCUGGCCUGUCUGAGGGCUGACACACCUGCCAUGCUCAACCCUGCAUGUGUGCCCACCCACCUGCUGCUGCUCUGCUGUGUUCUCCGGUACAUGGUGCAGUGGCCAGGGGAGCGGAUCCUGCACCGGCAGGACCUGGAUGCUUUCCUAGCCCAGGCUGUGUCCCCUCAGCUCUGCGAGCCAGGUCAGCUCCAGGAACUCAAGUUAGGUCAGGUGGACGCGCGGGGGGUGCAGCUAGCAGCACUGGCCAUGAGCGGUGUGGACAUGGCACUGAUGGCCAACGACGCAUGUGGACAGCCACUGCCCUGGGAGCACUGCACCCCCUGGGGCUACUUCGAUGGGAAGCUCUUCCAGAGCAAGCUGCAACACACCACACGAUACCAUGCCUCCCUGCUGGAGCUCUGUGACAGACAGCCUGAGCAGGUGGCCAAGGUAGAGAAGAUGCGGCAGAGCAUUCUGGAUGGCAUUACCCAGGGGCACCAGGCUGCGCCCCUGCUGCUGCUAGCUCCGCCCUUUGCCACACCCAUGGCCCCACCCUUCUACUCCACUGGCCCACCCACCCCUGUCUGCACUGGCAGCUUUGCAGGUCUGCAUCCCAUCCCGCCCCAGGGGGGCAAGCUGGAGAUCGCUGGCAUGGUGGUGGGGCAGUGGUCCGGGAGUAAGCCUUCACGGGGCCAUGGUUCCUGCGGCAUGCAGGUGGUGUCUGUCGGGGGAUCAGGCAAGGUUCCUUCUGAUGUUUUUCUGAUGAUGGAUCUUUCUGACAGUUCCAACUGGCUCCUCCACUGAUUCCUCCAAUUGUUCUUCUGAUGGUUCUUCAGAUAUUUCUGCUCAGCAGCUGGGUGGAUUCUCCAUCCCCCGGGUAUCCUUUGGCCAAGAGGUGGCUCUUCCCUGCUGCUGCCUUCUGAGUCCAUGACAAAGGAACUGGUGUCUCUGACAAAGUGAAUCUAGCUAAACCCUGCCUCCCCCUCCCUUCCUCUGCUGGCAAGGUGUUCUUUUGACCCCCUUGGCUUGUCUUCUUGGGGGAUCAUGACCUGGAGCCAAUUCCAGCACUCAGCUGCUGGCAAUAUCCCAGCAUUUGCUUCUGGCUGGGACCCAGGCAUCCUGUGCUUCCCCACCACACUGGGAAAGAAUCCUGCCCAUGCAGGGAUUCCUUGUCCUGGGGUUUAGGAGGUGGGGGGCGGAAGGGGAUGAAUAGUAGCUGGUCAGGGGGAUCUCUGCUGUCAGAGGAUGGAGAUGGGGCUGUCAGCUGGGGUUCAGGAAGCUGGGGGUGUUAUUUGUGUCCGAGACUGAUCUCACUGGGAGUGAGGUGGGCUGUUUUGGGGGAUUUGACGUUAGAAGUUUAAAACUUGGGGCGUGAAAUGUGUCCAUAUCCUGCCUCAGGUGGUCAAUAGAUCCAUCCAUCCUCAGCUGCCCCCUCUGUCUGUCUACCCUCAUGGAUGUCCUUUAUCCAGCUAGACAGACAGAUGUCCCCAUGCACCUCAUCCAUUCAUCCAGCUAACUGUCCAUCCUCACACACACCCUUUGGUCUGUCUAGCUACCCACACUCUAAUGUAUCUGUCCAUCCAUUUGUCCACCUAUGCUCUUUAUCCAGUUGUGUAUCUAUCCCCAAACCAUCUGUCUAUCACAACACACCCUUUAUCUAUUCAUCUGCCUAGCUAUUCCCAGACCAUUCAUCCCCAUACACCAUGUAUCCUACACACCCUCUAUAUAUCCAUCUGUCUAGCUAUCUCCACACCAUCUCUCCAUCCCCACACCAUCUGUCCCCACACACCCUUUAUCAAUCUACCCAUCCAUCCCCACACACCCUAUUGACCACCCCUACACACUCUUUAUGCAGCUGCCUUAUCUCUACCCAUACAUAUCAUCCAUCUACCUGUCCUCACACACUACUUUGUCUGUCUGUCUAGCUAGCUGUGUACACAUCAUCCAGCAGUUCCCACACACUCGCUGUCUAUCCAUCCCUGCACACCCUUUAUCUAUCUGCCCAGCUAUACCCACACACCUCAUCCAUCCAUGCAUUCUACACCCUUUAUCUUUCCAUCUGUUUUUAGCUAUCCCCACACCGUUCAUCCACCCACCCGUGCCCAGGCCCAUUCUCCCCCCUCCUCUUCCUGGCAUCUACUCCUUGCCUGUUGCCCAGACCUCUUCCUUCAGACGCCAUUUUUCUGCUACCCAGAUACAGCUCCCCCCUUGACACCCCUAUGCUUAGCCCCCCCCUCCCCCCAGCAUGUCUAGCACUGGCUUUUAGGCUGGGUUUUUGUUUGUUUUUUCCCCCAAAAGCCCUGUUUGCACACCAAAGCCUCUCUCUCACUCCCUGGGAAAGUCUGACCCUAGGCACCACAAUCUGCGUGUGAGGCUCGAGGAGAAUCCACACUGUGCCCCCAGAAGAGCUGGAUGGACCAGUCAGAAUAAAAGUUUAUUCUUUUAGCUGUCA
Molecule: messenger RNA, 7306 nt
Organism: Alligator sinensis (Chinese alligator)
Lineage: Eukaryota; Metazoa; Chordata; Crocodylia; Alligatoridae
Gene: FAM120C
Product: family with sequence similarity 120C
Cellular component (GO): nucleus
Source: RefSeq, a predicted model, not a curated record